This is a messenger RNA of Ornithorhynchus anatinus (platypus), 2758 nucleotides long. It is a transcript of the gene ELAVL4, whose product is annotated as ELAV like RNA binding protein 4. Gene Ontology annotation, cellular component: ribonucleoprotein complex. Gene Ontology annotation, molecular function: RNA binding. The transcript is spliced from 9 exons. NCBI's taxonomy places the organism in Eukaryota, Metazoa, Chordata, Mammalia, Monotremata, Ornithorhynchidae. Bases 154 to 1422 code for a protein of 422 amino acids. The record is from RefSeq and is a predicted model, not a curated record.
GGAGCGGCCCGGCCUUCGUCGUCGUCGUCGUCCUCCUCCUCCUCCCGUCCGACCGUCGUCCCCCCGCCCCCGCGGAAAAUGCGCCUUCAAGGCCAGAGGUCACCGAAUCAUUAACAUCGUCAAUCUGGCGGGAGCUAAUUUCAAUAGCACCUGAUGUUGCAACGCCUCCCUCGACUUCCCCGGCCAAUGGGAUCCCGGCUCCGGCUGACAGAUGGUCCCCAUAAAUGGAUGCGAAAAGGAGAAGCCGCAAGCCAAUUUCAGCAGAGCUCUGUUCGAGGAGAAGAGUCAAAAGCCCGUGACAGCCACUAUCUGCCGACGAGAAUGGUGAUGAUAAUUAGCACCAUGGAGCCUCAAGUGUCCAAUGGCCCCACGUCCAAUACGGCCAACGGCCCGUCCAGCAACAGCCGGAACUGCCCCUCCCCGAUGCAGACCGGCGCGGCCACCGACGACAGCAAAACCAACCUCAUCGUCAACUACCUGCCCCAGAACAUGACGCAGGAGGAGUUCCGCAGCCUGUUCGGCAGCAUCGGCGAGAUCGAGUCCUGCAAGCUGGUGCGGGACAAGAUCACAGGGCAGAGCUUAGGAUACGGCUUCGUUAAUUACAUCGAUCCAAAGGACGCCGAGAAAGCCAUUAACACUUUAAACGGACUGAGACUCCAGACCAAAACCAUAAAGGUGUCCUACGCCCGGCCCAGCUCGGCGUCCAUCAGGGACGCCAACCUGUACGUCAGCGGCCUCCCCAAAACAAUGACCCAGAAAGAGCUGGAGCAGCUGUUCUCGCAGUACGGACGCAUCAUCACCUCUCGGAUUCUGGUGGAUCAAGUCACAGGCGUGUCCCGCGGCGUGGGGUUCAUCCGUUUCGACAAGAGGAUCGAGGCGGAGGAGGCCAUCAAGGGUCUGAACGGACAGAAGCCCAGCGGGGCCACCGAGCCCAUCACCGUCAAAUUCGCCAACAACCCGAGCCAGAAGACGAGCCAGGCGCUGCUGUCCCAACUGUACCAGUCCCCCAACCGGCGCUACCCCGGCCCGCUGCACCACCAGGCCCAGAGAUUCAGGCUGGACAAUUUGCUUAAUAUGGCCUAUGGCGUGAAGAGGUUCUCGCCGAUCACCAUCGACGGGAUGACCAGCCUGGUGGGCAUGAACAUCCCCGGGCACACGGGCACCGGCUGGUGCAUCUUCGUGUACAACCUGUCCCCCGACUCGGACGAGAGCGUCCUGUGGCAGCUGUUCGGGCCCUUCGGCGCCGUCAACAACGUCAAGGUGAUCCGCGACUUCAACACCAACAAGUGCAAGGGCUUCGGCUUCGUGACCAUGACCAACUACGACGAGGCGGCCAUGGCCAUCGCCAGCCUCAACGGCUACCGCCUGGGGGACCGGGUGCUGCAGGUGUCCUUCAAGACCAACAAAACCCACAAAUCAUGAAUCCCGGCCCCGGUCCCCUCCUCGGCCGCUUCCCCGGCCGGGCGCCCGAAACCACAGACGAACAAAAACACACGCACACACGCACGCACGCACACACACACGAACACGCGCGCACACACACAGACAUACACACACGCACCACGAGGGAGAGAGAGAGAGAGAGAAACUAACUUUUCACGGCUUAACGUUUCAACCACAGACUUUAUAAGCCUAGUGCAAGUUGGCUGAGUAUUCAAACAUUGGAUAUCCUGUGAUGUACCAGGAAAGGAUUUUAUAAUGCUUAGAAAACAAAAAACAAACGAAAAAAAACAAAACAAAAAAAAAAACCUUUGAUGCAUUGAAUGUUCUUUCAUAGCUGUCGUUGUUGAAGAUAAUAUAUACAUAGAUAUAGCAGGGGGCAGGGACUUUGACCUCGCCCAGCUAAUUUCCCACCUUCCUUGAAGGUGGACCUUUUUAAGAUGACCAUUUGCUCAUUUGAAGAAGAAAAAAAAAAACAAACCAAUUUUUACAAACUUAGUGGGAUUCAAAGAAAGAAAAAAGAUUUUUCUUUUUUUUCAAAAUGUUGAUUUCCAAUCAGAUUUGGUAGCUCCCUCCCUCUCCCGCCCGCCCCCCCCCCCCCCCACUCACGUUUAAAGAGGAAUAAUAAAAAUUGCAGGAGACGACAACAAAAAAAAAAAAACGAUUUUUGCAAUUCUCUCUAUUUUUCCUUUUUUCUUUUCUAUCAUGUGAAAACGGAACAGUCUUCUGUAGAGGGGACGGGGGGCGAGGGUGACUCUGAUGACAGUAACAAUUUAAAUAACAUUAACAGUGUUGCCAAAGAGACGGUCUCUUUGCGGAAAAUGGGUUUGAAGAAAAAUCUAUUUUUAUAAAAUAUAAAGAAUUUUUACAAGAGAAUCUGGAUUUGAGAAAAAAAAAUAUUUUGACUGGCUAAUUUAGGGGAAAUUGACACCUUUGUCACAUUCAUACUGCACUGGUAACUUUUUAGGGAUCGAGAUGUGUGUUUUAAACUGGAUUAGAUUGUUUUUUGAAGGAUGGGCUAUAGACAGGAUCUUUUCAUAGCAUGUAAUAAUCAAAAUAUGAAAUACCCCCCCCGACCCCAGGGGAGGGUGCCCCGUGCUCACAGCACCCACGAUCCCCACAGUCAAAACCCAAAAAGCAAGGAGAUGAGUUGAUAGAGGAUUUUUCUUUAAGUCAUCAGUAUGGGAUAUCAGCAAAGCAAAAGUUAAAAGAGUUCCUUUUUUCUUUUGAUCGAAAACUUCCUUAGUUUGGAGCAGUAGGUGCUACGAAAUUCUUUACAUAUCUUAGUAUCAUAGUUAAAUGUAAUGUGUUUAGGAAA